Messenger RNA from Drosophila suzukii, 855 nucleotides. NCBI's taxonomy places the organism in Eukaryota, Metazoa, Arthropoda, Insecta, Diptera, Drosophilidae. The record is from RefSeq and is a predicted model, not a curated record.
UCUUAUAGGCGGCAAAAUGUGCUGCGGUUUUAAUAUAGCUUGUUGCACUAAACCUCGCGAGGAAAAUCCAUUCGCUAAUCCUAAGGUUAAGCGUCGGUUUAUUUGGAGAGUGUUGCUCAUAUUGGAUGGAUCCCUGAUAUUGACCCUCAUUCCAAUGUUCAUCUUCCAGUGCUACCCACCAGCCCUUUCUUAUAUUGCCGGUACAUCGUGGCUCCUUGUCAUUCCAGCCCUUAUUGCAUUUAUAAUAGUUCAGGCCUUCUUGUGCUUCGCAAUGAAACUUCUCCAAAAAAGGCCCGUCAAGAUUAUAUUCUUCAUUAUAUGGAUCAUUGUCCAUACCAUCUUACUAACCGCGGUGGCAGUUUGGUUUAAACCGUGGGUUGUUUUGAUACCUUGCGGAAUUUUGACGUUUGUGAUCCUGGCUAUGGUCUUAUAUUCGAGAUUUGUUCCCUGCCAGAUCGGCCAUAAAAUUCCGUUAGCCUACCUCGUUGCAGCCGGACUAGUUGUCAUCAUACAUGCCAUCCUUUUAGGUUUUUUAUUCAAGCGUUUCUGGUUUCACAUAAUGGUUGGCUUCUUCGUAGUGCUCAUUUGUAUAAUGGUAGUGUUGCUGGAUAUUGAUCUAAUAGUUCGCGAUAAGACACGUCACAAGUUCGGAAAGCAUGAAUACAUUGUGGCUUCCAUGAUCAUUUUGCGUGACGUUAUAUGGAUCGUUAUCAUAGUUAUAAUAAUAGUAUUAGCUACCUCAAAUUGCAAUUGCAGUGGAGAUGAUAGUGAUCAUGAAAGUCAUGGAAGUGCCUCUAGUGGUUCUUCUGCUUCUAGUGGAAACGGAGGUUCCUCUUCUUAAAUUUAUAUGGUGUA